AUGCAGGUUAGUUAUUUAAUUCUUUAGGUGCCUUUAUACAUUGCCUCUUGGUAGCAAAAAGUAUCAAGACCAUUUUAAAAAAGCUAUUUUUGAAUAAUUUUAAAUCACUUUUUAAAAAUACUUUUUCAUAUUACAAUUGUCACCACAUAGAAUAGUAGGAUAUCAUGUUUUCAAAUUCUUUGGGGUUACAUGCAGAUUAUAUUCAUGCACGAUCUGCUCGAAAAUCUAUUAUGAAAACUUUUCCUGAUUUCCAGCAUAUUGAUCAAGUCCUAUUGUGUUGGAUUUCUUUAAUAUUAUAUUCAUGCAGAUUCUAUUCAUGAAGAUAUUUUCUUUACUUCUAUCUAUUGUGUUGGAUUUCUUUGUCAAACUUGAUAUUCCUUGAUAAUCGCAUUCUUACUUUCAGAAAUAUUUGUUUAUUUGUGGCAAACGUUCUUUUUUCAUCACAGAAAAAUGUUCAUAAUCAACCUUAGAUAACCCAUGCAAAGAUUCAUCAUUUCGAGGAGGCAUCGUCUUAGGCCAGAAUGACCUUCAUAACUUACUCAUAGUUAGCUUUUCUUCCCUAUGAGGAAUCUCUGGUUAUAUUUCGAUCUCUAUGAGGCAAAUUAUGUGAUCCACGGGUAUAUCUACGCCCAUCUACAAUAUCAUAAACAAGAAACAUAUUUCUUUUGUUUGUGCUAAUAGAUCCAUAGUUUUUCUUCAAUCUCUGCUUUUGUCUAUUCUCAUCUGACCUAGUUGUAGGCCUGCUUCAUAUGUGCUUUUUUUUUAACGUUUCUUAUGAAUUUUAUGUUGCCAACAUAGUCAAGAGGUUGAACUUGGCAUAUUUUACUCAUACCAUUGUUUGUCCAUAAUAAUCAUAUUGGAUACUGAGAAGAUUGGUGAGCAGGCUAAAGGUAUAAUGAUCAGUACAACAAGAGUAAGUCAUGAAUUCUGAAUUUGAAGGCAUGAUUGCAGAAUCAGUCUCACGUCAUAUUGUAGGAAAAAACUGUAACUGCUCCUUGUCGAUGAUAGAAACAAUCAAAGACAAGUGAUUGCCCCCCUACUCUGUUAAGAGAAAAAAAGGAAAGGUGGUGAUCUUUUUAUGCGUAGAUAUCUGUAUUUAUUCAAGCACUUGGAUGAUUUAUGUAGAUAUUCUAUUUUUUUAAUAAACUGAGGACAAUUGGGGUACACAUGAAGCCUGCCAAAUCUUUGACUGGUUACGCCUUUUGGAGUAUCAGUGAACUUUAAGAGUAUAACUGCUUAUUGGGCAUCUAGACUAAUUUUGAGUCUGAGGAUCCUUGUUCCCAAUCUGCAUUCUUUGUUGACGAUGGCAUAAUCAUGCAGGCAUCCAGAGCAAGGCUUUUUAAAGAAUACAAAGAAGUGCAGCGAGAGAAGGCAGCUGAUCCAGAUAUUCAAUUAAUUUGUGAUGAUUCUAAUAUAUUCAAGUGGACCGCUUUGAUCAAGGUGAGCAUACUUUCAUGGAGACUUUUUAUUGGAACCUUUUGUUUGGAUUAUUGUUUAAUCCUCCUAUUUGUGUUUAGGGGCCUUCGGAAACUCCUUAUGAAGGUGGUGUAUUUCAGUUGGCUUUUGCCAUUCCAGAGCAGUACCCUUUAUUGCCUCCUCAAGUGCGAUUUUUGACAAAAAUAUUUCAUCCAAAUGUACAUUUUAAGGUGGCUGUUUGAUCUUUUAAAAUUUCCGCUUGAGUGUCAGGACUUCAUACCUGCUGUUGCUCUAUGUUCCUUGUAAGGGAACACGGAAUAUUUUAGGCAUGAUAUCUGUGACAUAGAUCUCAAGCCAUUGACGAUUAUGUGUCAUUUAUGUGACUAGAGUUCUAAUUCAUUCUUUUUGGCUCUGCAGACAGGGGAGAUUUGCCUGGAUAUUUUGAAGAAUGCGUGGAGCCCUGCUUGGACACUCCAGUCUGUUUGCAGAGCUAUAAUUGCUUUGAUGGCACAUCCUGAACCUGACAGUCCUCUCAACUGUGAUUCAGGUAAGGAGAGAUUUUAUCUGAGUUUUGUAUGAGAUGAAUGCUUUUAAGAAUAAAAGUUACCAUUAUUGAUCAUGAGAAUAAGAUCACCUUUAUGUUAAUUGUCGGAGAUUCUCCUACCUUGAGCUAGGGCACAGCCACCGCAAGCAGGGGAGCCGUUAGAGCAUGAGGGAGUGAGAGAAAAAGAAAAAUACUUCAUUCAUUUUGAGUUAGGGUUCAUGACCCUUUUAAUACAUGAGUUCUGACUAUUGGAUCUAUGUCGGGUAUAAGUGGCUAGAUUCGAUACCAAUAAGUAAUUCGGCUUAUAAUGCCCAAUAUCACUUAUUCUAACACUCCCCUUUAAGUUGAGGAAUGAAUAUCUUUCAUCCCCAACUUGCCUAACAAUCUUCUCAUAGUAGGUCCAUGUAAUCAUUUGGUGAAGAUGUACUAGAUUGGCGAAAUGACGAUCCCAUUCUCUAUCUUCUCCUUGAUGAAAUGACGAUCCACUUUCACAUGCUUGGUCCGAUUGUGAUGUAUUAGAUUGUGAGCAAUAUCUAUAACUGACUUGUUGUCAUAGAAGAGUUUGGUGGGUGAAUCAUAUUGGAUCUUAAGGUCUUCCAAAAUCCCUUUAAUCCAUAAUACUUCACACACUCCUUAUGCUAGUGCUCAAAGUUCAGACUAUGCACUAGAUCUUGAAACCACUAGCUGCUUCUUGUUGUGCCACGUGAUUAAGUUUCCUCCUAAGAAUGAACAAUACCUUGAAGUAGAUCGUUUGUCUACAAUAGAACCUGCAUAGUCAACAUCAAUGAAUAUUUCCACAUUAGUAUGUCCAUGUGGUCGAAAUAAUAGGUUGUAACUUGGUGUACCCUUUAAAUAAAGAAGUACUCGUCUUGCUGCUGCAUUAUGUACUUCUCUAGGAUCAUGUAUAAAUUGACUCAAUCUUAUUGUGUAGGUAAUAUUUGGUCGAGUGUGAGAUAAAUAAAUCAGUUUACCAAUCAGCCUCUGAUAUCUUCCUCUAUCAACUGGUGGACUGUCUUCACCUUGAACCAAUUUCCCAUCAGGGUCAAUGGGAGUGGUUGCCAAUUUAUUGCCACUAGUUUCAGUUUGUUUAAGUAAAUUUAAAAUGUAUUUCAACUGAGAUAAGAAAAUACCACAUCUAGAAUCUGCAAUUUCUAUACCAAGAAAGUAUUUUAAAUUUUCUAGUCUUUUAAUUUUGAAGCAUGCAGAUAAUUUAUCAUUUAACAUUUCUAUUUUUAACAGAUCAUCUCCAGUAAGUAUCAUGUCAUCAACGUAAACUAAUAAAAUAGAAAUUUCAUUUCUAAAAUGUUUAAAGAAAAGAGUAUGAUCACCGUUACUUUGGCGGUAGUCCAUCUCAUGCAUAGUGGCUAAGAGCUUGCCAAACCAUGUUCUUGGGAAUUGUUUAGGUCCAUAUAAAGACUUCUUUAAUCUACACACAAAGUGCUGAUUUUUCUCUUCCCUAAAACCUAGAGGUAUAUCCAUAUAUAUCUCCUCAUUUUGAGACCCAUGUAGGAAAGCAUUCUUCACAUCUAAUUGGUGAAGUUGUCAUCUUUUCAUUGCUGCCGCAAAGAUUAAAAUCUUCAUAGUGUUUAAUUUUGCUAUUGGAGUGAAUGUCUCAUAAUUAAUCCCUAAUUUCUAGGUAUAUCUUUUUGCUACCAACCUAGCAAUGCAUGAGAGCUUAACUAGUUCUCAUGUGUUAUUUUUCAUCAAUGCAUUCAUUUCUGUUUCCAUAACCCUUUUUCAUUCUAUAUUAUUUAUAGCUUGAUUAAGUGUUGAUAGAAUGAGUAUGGAGCCUACCUUCGUAAGAAAUGAAGAGUGGGUUGUAGAUAACUGAUGCAAGGAGAAAUAAUUUUGCAUUGGAUAAGUAAUAUUCUUACUGAUGUUUUGAUGAACCAACAAGUUUACUAUAUUUUCUUGUGGUUCUCAUGGAUGAUCUAGCAUAAUCCCAUGAGUUAAAUCAUUUACUGAAGUAGUGUGUGUGAUUUGUUCACUUUUUCUUCUUGUAUAGGUUUGUCUAAAUCUUUUUUUUAUAUUUAAUUUUUGUGAAUUUGACUCCCCUUUAUCACAAAGAAGCAAAUAACUUUCUUGAGAUGUGGUCUUAUCACCCAUCCUCUCUAAAGAUGAAGGUUCUACGGCCUCAUUGGUUUUAUAAUAAUUUUCACCUUAAUUGAAGGUGACAUCUCGAGUGACAUAAAAUUUCUUAGUUUUAGGAUCAUAACAUUUAUAUCCUUUCUGAGUUAUUGAGUAGCCCAAGAAUACACACUUAAGUGCUCUCGAGUUUAAUUUCUUGGUAUGAUAUAAGUGUAAGUAUGCCACACAUCCGAAUACUUUGGGUGUGAGGUUGGUUAUGUGUUUUAACCCUGGAGUAUGGGACUCUAGGACCUCAAUAAGACUUUUUUUGUCCAAAAUCCUUGAUGACCAUCUAUUAAUUAUGUGAGUGGCCACAAGUAUUGCUCCCCCCCACAAGUAUUUUGAGACAUUCCCUUGGAUAAAAAGUGCUCUAGUUACUUUUAAUAAGUGCUGAUUUUUUCUCUUUGCAAUCUCAUUUUGUUGAGGAGUGUUUACACAAGAUGUCUCAUGAAUCACUCCAUUUGUAAGAAAGAAUUGAACUAAAUCCUUAUUGAUGUAGUCCUUUGCAUUAUCAAUUCUAAAACAUUUAAUGGUAUACUAAAUUGUCGUUUCACCAUUUGGAAGAAUGCUUUCAAUCUUUCAGUCACUUCAAAUUUGUGACUCAUCAACCAUACCCACGUCAUACGAGUACAAUCAUCAAUAAAGGUGAUAAAUCAACUACGACCAUUCAUGGUUGAGGUUGGUGCUGGCCCACACACAUCGCUAUGAAUCAAGUCAAAAGGUUUAAGAGAUCUUAAGUCAGAUGGAGAAUAAAUAGAUCAUUUAUGCUUGGCUAAUUGGCAUACCUCACAUAAUAAAUUAUUAUCAUCAAGUUCUUUACACAAUUGCAGGAAUAAAUGUUUAAUAGUCAAGAUAGAAGGAUGUCUUAGGCGAUGAUGGAUCAACAUAAGUGGUUCAAUCAACUUGUGGCUCCCCCUUGAUACUACCCUUGGUGCUGUCGCUGCCGUUUGUGCCAUUUGUGGAUGUCUUUUGUGUUCCGUUGAGGCCUCCUAUGUAAUAUCGACCUCCCCUUUCUUCAACAAGUCCAGUCUUUCAUCUUGUGUCCUUAUCAUAUAAGACACAACUAUUAGGAGUAAUUAGAAGGUCAUGAGUGAUAGAUUGUCUAAGCUUACUAAGGGAGAUUAGGUUUGCUGAUAAUAAAGGCACAUAAAGAAUAUGAUGUAUUUUUCUUAUUCUUGGAAGUUUUAUGGAACCUAUACCAACUACCAGUAUAAGUUUCUCAUAUGCAGUCAAUACUUGUCUACUUGUAAAACGUGGUUCAUAGGUAUGAAAAUAAUUUUUGAGUGGAGACAUAUUAUUUGUGGUCCAUGAGUAAAGGAUCCAUGUACCUUUAUCCCUUAGAUAUAUAUUUGUAUGAUUGGGAGAAUGGAAACUCAAUGAGAGGGAAGUGUAAGAGAUCAGAAAAUUACCCGAGGAGGUUGCUGAUGAUGUUAUGGUACUUGAGGUGAUGAGUUGCCACAACUUCUCAAUCUCCUCCUUGAGUCUAUCAAUUUCCCCAUCCUUGGAAUUUGCUGAUUGAAGGAUAGGUGUCAAGUUCAUCUCUCCCUUAGUGGAGCUUGUAGAGUCAAUUUCUUGCCAAUGUGUAGGGGAAGGGGAUACACUCAUGUACCCUUGUCCUACUCUUGGAGGCUUACCAUGCAAUUUCCAGCAAUUGUCACGAGUAUGUCUCCUUUUCGGCAGAAUGAGCACCAUAGUUUUGCCUUUGGGUCUGUCACUUGCUCUGGGUUUUGGUCUUGUUUUCUUUUGCUGAAAUGUGAAGAGCUUGUCUCGCUCUUCUUGUCCCAGCCAUGACUUGUGCUGGUUGAUGCUCCCGCUAUGUUCUUUGCUGUCAAUGAUGAGUUAUCAGCUUGUUGAUUUUCGUUCAAUAGUGUCAACUUAUUUUUUUCCCUAUUAAUAAUUCCCACGGCUUCCUUGAAAUCAGGAACUCUUUCCCUAUUCAACAAUUGACUAGCCAAUUGUACAAAAGAUGAAUUUAAGCCAGAUAAGAACCGAUACAAGUAAUCUUUCAAGAUGUAUGUUCAUUCAAUAGAAUCUGGAUUGGUGGUCGGUUUAGAAUGAUCGACUUCCAUCCAGAUGGUUUCUAGUUUGGCUGCAUACUCCAUCACCGUUCUAUUCUCUUGAGUAAGGUUUAUACCUUUGGUGGUUAAGUGUGAGAUUUCUCCCUCAUCAUUCCACUUCAUGUGCAUACGAUGAGCUUUCUCCCAUAUGUCUUUCACUGUCAAACUCCAAAGGAAGUGGUCGCUGAUAGAUGGUGCCAUGUUUUCUAGCAACCACGCUUUAAUGAUGGCAUCUGCCUCUCGCCAUAUAGUGUGUCAUGGAUCUGUUGGGCUAUAAGGGUUACCACUCUUGAGGUGGAUUAAUUUCCUCCAGCCAAGUAAAAUCAUUUCCACAUAUUCCUCCCAUUGUAAUAGGUUCAAUCCAUUGAACCUAUAUUUGUCAAAAAUUUUUGGGAGUUCAAACCACCUAGGGUACUCCUCUGAUACACUCAUUGGCAUUGGAGGUAGACUAGGGGCUUCUGCCAUGAGUUAGGGUUUGCGGUCUCAACCAAAAACAAGCUAACUUUCAAACCCAUGCUAAUAGAAAAAUAGAGUGUUUGUGGUCUCAAUGUAUGCAGACCUUCGAUGCAGUAAGCUCAGAUGACUUAAGAAGAGGUUUGUAACGUAUGCACCUGAUGCUCUAAUACCAUGUCGGAGAUUCUCCUACCUUGAGCUAGGGCACAACCGCCACGAGCAGGGGAGCCAUUAGAGCAUGAGGGAGUGAGAGAAAAAGAAAAAUACUUCAUUCAUUUUGAGUUAGGAUUUGUGACCCUUUUAAUACAUGAGUUCUGACUAUUGGAUCUAUGCCGGGUAUAAGUGACUAGAUCUGAUACCAAUAAGUAAUUGGGCUUAUCACGCCCAAUGUCACUUAUUCUAACAUUAAUUAAUUUCACUAAUGGUUUCAUUGUACAAACUAUAAUCGGAUCUGGAGUUUUAGCUGAUGUUUUGUACAUGAAUAUUGACCGAUUCAGUUUUGCAUAGACUUCAGCUGACUUCCUAUUUUUUGAUAAGAUUAAUGGAGUGACUAAUCGUAUCUCAAGUUUCUGUACCUAAGUAUUGACCGAUGCCUGGACUGCCAAGACCUUGUUUCUAGAUGAAAUUAGACGAGAUUGGGGAUAAUGAGGAGGAUUUUGCGAUUGAAACAAAUUGGGAUCAAGGAACUGCAAGUUUUCCCAUCUUCAUUUCAUUAAAUGUAUAUCUUCAAGUGAAUUAAGGUAUUGGGGAUUCUGUUUCUGGACGAAUUUUACGAGAUUGGGAUUAGUGAGGAAUAUUUUUGCAAAACACAUUGGAACCGAGAAGGAACUGUAAGUUAUCUUAUGUUCAUUUUAUUGAAUGUAUCGCUUCUUGUGAGUUAACGUUUUGAAUGUUUCUGCGUGAGUAAUAAUAAUCCAAGGAAAGGAGGGAUUGAAUAAAUUUGUCUGAUCGCAUGCUGGAAAACUAGUCAUCAUUAAGGAAAUGAAAAGGGAUGCUUACAUUAAAGUGGAUUGAGCUUUGAUUUUAUUUCUUGGAACUCGUAUGGGGCCAACGUGAUGUAUUGCUCUCUUUUUCCCCUUACUUUCACCUGGGUAUGCUCAUCAUUUGAAACCUGACGAAUUUCUUAGCAUUAAAGCCAUUUGAAUGGUGUUUUGGGUAGAUGAUUGGUGGGCUGUUCGUUUGGUGAACUUGUCAAAUCAAUGGAGUAAACUAGGAGGGUAUGAUCAUGUGACGAUGAACUAGCAGGGAGGGCUUAAUGGGUAAAUUAGAUGAAAGACAAGGUUCAUCCUAAAUAUUUAAUGUAUUUAAUAAAAUAGUCUUAUAGAAGAAAAUUCAUUACAAUAGUUUUAAUGCGAGCAGCAUAUUAAAGUUCGACAACAUCAAAUGCAUGAUUUUUGGUCGGAUAUUGGUAGCAACAUACGUCUCAGAUUAUCUCAGAAGAGGGCUUUAUCAUGCAUUUUUACCUGAAGAGGGCCUUAACAUUCGAUUCGAUUCGCACCAUGAUCAUGCAUCAGAACUAAUUGUCCUAUUACUAUACAUUUUUGUGGGGUGGUAAUUCUUUUAUCAUGCAGGCAAUCUUCUUCGUUCUGGUGAUCUCAGAGGAUACCGGUCCAUGGCGAGGAUGUAUACAAAACUCGCUGCCAUGCCUAAAAAGGGAUGA
Spirodela intermedia is the source of this 8257-nucleotide messenger RNA. NCBI's taxonomy places the organism in Eukaryota, Viridiplantae, Streptophyta, Magnoliopsida, Alismatales, Araceae. The record is from the annotation of a GenBank genome assembly.